Molecule: messenger RNA, 2439 nt
Organism: Pimephales promelas (fathead minnow)
Lineage: Eukaryota; Metazoa; Chordata; Actinopteri; Cypriniformes; Leuciscidae
Source: RefSeq, a predicted model, not a curated record
UUACAGUAUUUUACCAUUAAAAUCACGGUUAUUUUACAGUGGGGUUUUGCACACUGGUGUUCGCAUCUGUCAAGUGCUAUGAGUGAAAUCAUGCGGAGAAGUGUACGUAGGUAAAAAUCAGUGUGUGAAAGCUAUAAAGAGAGUUUUUUAAAAUGCAUUGCUGACAAGACCAACUGUCCACCAACACAUGUUUUUGUGGAUAACUGUCAUAGAAAUUGGUAUUUCAUGAAUUGUUCUCUGCAUGGCUUCUGCAUGAGUGGUUAGUCCACCGGCUAGAUCAGCGUAGAGGUCAUACACUCAAAAGUGUUCUCUGAAUAAAUGCGUCUAACAAGACUUUCCAUGCAAAUGAUUCCCUUCAUCUGUGCAGUGAUUAUUGUGUACUUCUGCAAAUGCAUUGGCUGAGUGUCAUUAGUUGAGCAAAUCGUGAUCGCCUAAUGCUUUCACACUCAAAAUGCAAAACAAUUCAACAUUAAAAUAAUGGCUGUGUGUGUGUGUGUGUGUGUGUGUGUUUACACCUGCUCUAUCGACUACAACGUGCACUUUUGACAUCUGGGCAGUGAUGGAGCUCAGAAUGGUGAUCGUAUAAUAUAUAUAUAUAAAGUGUUCAGUAAAAGUAUACUGCUUAAAAAAAUUGCAUGCUACUAAAACUAUACAUUACUUCGUUAGUUUUGAAGUAGUAAAACGAAUGGCUUUGCGGUAUUGGUUUAGGAGAAGCUGAGUAAUGAUGGCGUAAUUACGUGAAUCACUUGAAGCGUUUUACGACUGUCACGAGUAAUCGUUUGUGGAUAUUUUGGAAAUGAAUGGGUGCUACUGGAAAAUGAACCUACCUUCACACACACUAAUUCAGAAGUUAAGAUAGUUCCUAAAGUUGUGAACAUUGUCAUGGCUGAAAGGCCUUUUGUAAAACAGUCAAAAAUAUUACACAUGCAUUCUUUUGUUAAAACGCUAUCUUAAUCAAAUUCAUGAAGUGGCAUCCUUAUUCUACAAGAUAUUACGUUGUGAAAACCGAUUUAACACAAAAGCUUUUCAUGAACAAAAGCCAAUUUCCUAUGCAAACAAAUCUGCCUUGAUAUUUGUGUAAACGCAUUUGAUAAGCAUCAUUAGCUGAGCAAAUGUUGACAUCACGAACCAUAUCGUCAAAGAAUAAAGACAAACCGGACUUCAAUACACAAAUGAACAUGGGUGUGUGUAUUUACCCCUGGACCGAACAAUAUUUUAAUACAGGCUGCAUUGAUUUUUGGCCAGUCUAAUCUCAGCAGCGAUGAAGCAAAGAUUCAUCCAUCUCUUUUUGCUCUCAGGGUUUCUCGCACUGAUUCUGUGCGGCACACGUGAAUAUACUCUGAUCCGAGAGUAUAAAACGUGGGAUGAGGCUCAAGUUUACUGUCGACAGAACUACAUUGACCUGGCCACUGUACAGACGGAUGAAGAGUGGAGCGAACUCAACAAGUUACGAGCUGAACUACAGUUUUACAUGUGGAUCGGACUGUACGACGACGCGAGGAGCUGGCGUUGGUCUCUUCCAGAUACAUAUGUGACUUUCUUAAACUGGGCUUUUGAUCAGCCAAACAAUUUGGGUGGAAAACAAUAUUGUGUAAUUCUGCAGUCGACUGGAUACUGGUGGGAUGAAGACUGUUAUUGGACAAUGCCCUUUUUUUGCCAAAAUAGUGAAGGACAACCGGUUCUAGUUACGGACCCGCCGAUGUCCUGGGACGAAGCUCAGAGUUACUGCCGAGCAAACUUCUCAGACUUGUUCGCCGUAACGAACAGUGACGUGAAUCUCCAGCUGACCGACAUGAUCCACCUACACAGUGGUGCCUGGAUCGGUCUGUCCAGGGACUCGUGGAAGUGGUUGAACAACACAAGCCCGUAUUCCCCUCUGCCGUGGGCGGCAGGACAGCCGGAUAACUUGAUGGGCAAGGACAAGUGUGGCGCUUUAGAUGAUUACGGUCAAAUUGAUGACGAGACCUGCUCAACACUCAAUUUCUUCUUAUGCCAGACAACACGAGUGAAGCAACAGAUAUUGAGACUGGAGGUGAAAGCAGGAGAUAAUGUCAAUGAUCGAGCGAUCACAGCGGAUGUGUUAAAUAAGGUCCAGCAGAGUCUGCGCGCGCAGGGAAUCGCCGCCGAUGUGAAGCUGACCUGGCGGGAGCGUCCGGGUGAAGGGAUCUUCCAAUAGACCGAAUCAACAGGCAUCAACGGAGAAUUAUUAUUAUAACUUAUUUUUAUAACUUCAGAACUUUAUUCUAGAGUUGCUGCAAAACCAAAACAACAUGUUACUUUAAUUUCCUAUUAUCAUAGUAGACAUCGGAAGGUGACUUGACCAUUAACACACUUGAAUAGAGUAUACUUCUAUCUAGUGUGUUUGGAAUUAAGAAUAGUUCAUUAAUGUAGUCGGCUAACGUAUGAAUUAAUUAAUUCAAUACAUGUUUUAUGAUAUCA